Eimeria mitis is the source of this 3000-nucleotide messenger RNA. RefSeq lists its product as uncharacterized. The record is from RefSeq and is a predicted model, not a curated record. NCBI's taxonomy places the organism in Eukaryota, Apicomplexa, Conoidasida, Eucoccidiorida, Eimeriidae.
AUGGAGACUGUGGGCGGAAGUGUCUCGGCUGCUGGUGGAGUACAAGCGCAGCCUGCUGCUGCUGCUGCAGCAGCUGCAGCAAGCAGCAGCAAACCUCCUUUUACUUUGCUUCUCGCUGCAGUGCUGCUGCUGCUGCAGCAGCUGCAGCAAGCAGCAGCAAACCUCCUUUUACUUUGCUUCUCGCUGCAGCAACUUGCUGUUACCGACGCGCCUGAGGAGGAGCAGCAGCAGCAACAGCAGCAGCAGCAGCAGCAGCAGCAGCAGUUCUGUGGCUCGAGCAGAGAGGAGUGGAGAACAGCAAGUCUUGGGGCUACGUUCCUAGGACCACCACCAGCAGCAGCAGCAGCAGCAGCAGCAGCAGACAACGAUUGCUUCUGCCAGCGAGCAGCAGAAGGGCUGCUGCGUGUCUUUGAUUCUCCCUGGGUUUAUAUAUAUAAACACUACCUGCUGCGCUGCAGUACCCUCCACAGGCAGUUUGCUGCUGCAGCAGAGGGGGCCCUCAGGAGGGCCCACCUGCUAUCUACCGCUGAACACCACACACCAGCAGCAGCAGCAGCUGCUGCUGCUGCUGCUGCUGCUCCUGCUGCUGCUCCCGUUGCUGCUGCUGCUGCUGCUGAGGAGGAGGAGAAGGAGGAGGAGCAGCAGCAGCAGCACAGGCGAGGGGGGUUUGUUAUGCUGCUGAGCGCAGUGGCGGAUGUGCCCGACCCAGCAGCAGCAGCAGCAGCAGCACCGCCACCACCACCACCACCACCAACAGCAGCAGCAACAGCAACAGCAGCAGCAGCAGCAGCAGCAGCAGUAGCAGAUGAGCGGCCAAGCCAACGGGUACUAUCGUGGGCAGCUAUAGCUGCCCCCUUUCUGCUGCACCCACCCGCUGCAGCACCGACAGCAACAGAGGCCUUGGGGUGUCUGUACACCUCAACCUCUAAAGGUGCUGCAGCAGCAGCAGCAGCAGCACCAGCACCAGCACCAGCAGCAGCAGCACCAGCAGCAGCAGCAGCAGCAGCAACAGCACCGCUGCGUCGAAGGCGGCGCAGUGUCUCUUGUGAGGUCUUGUGGCGUCUGCCUACAGAGCCUGGGGAUGCAGGAGCCCAGGGGACCCCUUCGCAGGAAACCAGUGAAACAGCAGCAGCAGCAGCAGCAGCAGCAGCAGCAGGAGCAACAGCAGCAACAGCAGCACGGGAAGUAACAGUAACAGCAGCAGCAGCAGCAGCAGCAGCAACAACAACAACAGCAGCACAUGCGGUGCAGCAGAACUGUGAAAACACAAAAGGGGAACAGCUGGCGGCAUCGGCUCUGGUUGGGGGCCCCCCGGGGGCCCCCAAUCGGGGGGCCCCCUUAUAUGGGUCUCCGCAGCAGCGCUGCAUGCAGCAGAUGCCCUGGCGACCUCUGCCUGCUGCUGCUGCUGCUGCUGCUGCUGCUGCAUCUUCUCCUACUGCUGGCGGUCUCGUGGGGAGAAGACGCGGCAAUGGGCUGCGGUUUUCCAGCAGCAGCAGCAGCAGCAGCAACAGCAGCAGCAGCAGCAGCAGCAGCAACACCGAAAGUAUGUAUGGGGAUUAUUUGUUUUAUCUAACAAAGGAGACAGUGCAUACACUGGAUUCAGUUUAUACUGGGGUGUAUAACCACCAAACAAACUGUCUCCUUUCUUCUUUCUCCCCGCAUGCACAAGGGGACGAUGUGGGGGCCCUCAUCUCUGCUGCUCUGCUGCACCCAGCAGCAGCACAGCACCUACGCAAACAGUGGCAGACACAGAUCAAGUCCCCUUCACUUUUCUGCUGCAAAGGAUUCUGUUCCCGCUGCAAGGUACCCUCGGGGGCCCCCAGGGGGGCCCCCCGACAGGCUCCCCCAGGGGCCCCCGAGGGGCCUUCCCCAGGGGCCCCCGAGGGGGCGCCCCCAGGGGACGCAAGAGGGGCCCCCGAGGGGGCCCCCCCAGGGAGCUUGGAUGGGGGCCCCUCGGGGGCCCCCACAGAGUCGGCUUGUGGGGCCCCCGUGGGGGCCCCCGAAAAGGGUACAUUGGGUGGUACGGGUGCAGGUGAUAGAGCAGAGAAGCUAUUGAUGGGGGCCCCCAGGGAGGGGGGCCCCCAAGAAGAAGAGGGUACUGAGGUUGAGGGUUGUCAGUGCUGCUUGGGGAGAUGCCCUGUGGCGGUUAGCAAAGCCCAGCGCCUGGCGCGGGCUGCGCAGCGCAUGCAAGGGGUUCAGGGGGGCCCCCACAUAGAGGGCCCAUACAAGGGGGGGGGGCCCCUCCGGGGGGCCCCUGCAGCCGAAGCAGGGGGGCCCCCCCAGGGGCCCCCCGGGGGGCCCCCCGGGGGGCCCCCACAUAGAGGGCCCAUACAAGGGGGGGGGGCCCCUCCGGGGGGCCCCUGCAGCCGAAGGUGUUUGCUGCUUCCUUCUCUUCUGAAUUUAUCAUUGAUGAGUUUGUAUAAAGAAGAGAAAAAAAAAGGAGACAGUUGGGGGGCCCCCCAUAUAGAUAUGGGUCUAAACAAAAAUCCUAAAGGGGCCCCCCUCGAUGAAGGGGCCCCUGGGGGCCCCCAGGGGCCCCUGGGGGCCCCUGGGGCCCCCUUGAACAUUCCGGGGCCCAUGGGGUGUGAAGACUUUUGCUGCAGUUUCUUUACACCGCCGUUUUGCUGCUCUGCUGCAGCUCCAGUUGCUGCAGCAUCAGCAGCAGCAGCAGCAGCAGGUGCUGCUGGUGGUGGUUGCAUGCAUCCCGAGGGGUUGUUGUUUGGGUCUUCACUAUGGGGGGCCCCCGGGGGGCCCCCCGAGGGGGCCCCCGAGGGGCCCCCCUUUUUCACGGGUAGGGGGGCCCCCCCAGGCAGCCCCAUAGACAAGGGAGACAAGGAGACAAUGCAGGUGCUGCGGCAGCUGCUGGAGGCCCCCACAGACAGCAGCAGCAGCAGCAGCAGCAGCGAACACCACCUGCAGCUGCACCACCUUGGGGAGAAUAAAAAUUAUUCUGUUACUGUCUUCUUUGCCGCCCAGGUAAACAUAAACCCGCAUAGCUAG